Dracunculus medinensis (Guinea worm) is the source of this 1719-nucleotide messenger RNA. NCBI's taxonomy places the organism in Eukaryota, Metazoa, Nematoda, Chromadorea, Rhabditida, Dracunculidae. The record is from the annotation of a GenBank genome assembly.
AUGGCAGACCAACUAGCUGCAUAUUUUGUCCCAUUUGUUAUCACAAUAUCUGUUCUAACCCUGAUCAUUUGGACUGUGAUUGGAAUAUAUUUUAUCAACGAUAAUUAUUCGAACAACUUUGAGGUGUUCGAAGCGGCAUUUAAAAGAUCUUUCGAGGCAGCAAUUACUGUUCUAGCUAUAGCAUGUCCUUGUUCACUGGGUCUCGCUACUCCAACUGCUGUCAUGGUUGGAACUGGAAUUGGCGCUAGCAAUGGAAUUUUAAUUAAAGGUGGUGGGCCUCUUGAAACGGCACAUAAGGUAACAACAGUUAUUUUUGACAAGACUGGGACGAUAACGGAGGGCCAUCCGCGUUUGGUCCGUCUUUAUUUGCUUGUUACUGAGCCUAAUUUUUCUUUGUGUAAAAUUCUAGCUAUUAUUGGCUCUGCUGAAUCAAGUAGUGAACAUCCAAUUGGAGUAUCGAUUUCUGCUUUCACUAAAGAAUAUUUAAAAACUAGUGAAUAUGCGACAGUUAAACGAUUCCGGACAUCAGCUGGAAAUGGGAUUUCAUGUGACGUUUCAAAUAUUGAUGAAAUGUUAGCGAGAUCCGUAGCUUCUUAUUCAUCUGGAAGUUUAACGAAUGUUGGCGUUGAUUCUUUUAUACAUCUCAUCAACGGGAGUGUUGAACUGAAAUAUUUACAGGAUAAAAAUCAAAACCUCGCUGUUGCAGAAUCAAAUAAAAAUAAUUUGCGGACUGAAGGAGAUUAUCACGUUGUCAUAGGCAAUGAGCGUUGGUUGGCAAAAAAUGCGAUUUCAGUUAAUAGUGUGACAGGCAAUGUGAUGGAAACAGAGCAGGCUAAAGGAAAUAUCUCUGUUAUAUGUGCCAUCAAUGGUCAUUGUGUGGCUGUUAUAAGUAUAGCUGAUGCUAUUAAAAAAGAAGCACCGCUAGCUGUUUGGGCCUUACAGAAAAUGGGUAUUCGAGUUAUUUUAUUGACAGGAGAUAAUUGGCGGACUGCACAGACGACUGCUGCUCAAGUUGGUAUUCGUGAAGCUUUCGCUGAAGUGCUUCCUAAUCAAAAGCAAAUAAAAAUUGAACAACUUCAGAAAGUUGGGGAGUGUGUUGCAAUGGUAGGUGAUGGUAUUAAUGACAGUCCAGCUUUAGCUAGUGCGGAUGUUGGUAUAGCAAUUGCAAAUGGUUCCGAUGUCGCCAUUGAAAGUGCAGGAAUUGUUCUUGUUAAGAAUGAUCUUAUUGAUGUCGUUGGAGCUAUAAAACUCUCGAAAAAAACCACUGAACGCAUCCGUUUAAAUUUUAUCUUCGCUAUAUUCUAUAAUGCUAUUAGUAUUCCUAUAGCAGCUGGCUUGUUUUUACCAUUUGGAUUCGGCAUUCAACCUUGGAUGGCAGCUGCUUCUAUGGCAUUAUCUUCUGUUAGUGUUGUCACUUCAUCUCUUCUUCUGAAAACAUUCAAGAAGCCUACAAAUCGGACACUGGAGAAUCCAGAAUUUAGACGUCAUAAGGCUUACUUGGCUUCUGGUAAUGUUGAAACAGUUGUUCAUCGAGGCCUGGAUGAUUAUACUAUAAGGAAAGUAUCGUCUAGAGUAUCACUAAAUUCUAUUAUCUCUAGUAUCAACUCAAUUUUUGGAUCACAACAUAGUAUGAGUCAUAUUUCACGAGAAGACAAGGAACAGUUAUUAAGUUGCAACAAACUUUCUAAAAUGGAAGUUGCCGAAUCGAUUCUUAUUUGA